AUGCCAUCGCGACAAGGACGAAAUCGCAACUGCGGUGAACGCCGUAUGUAUCCACAGGCAAACCUACCUGGUUAUUGUGGUUGCGGAGCAGGAGGCGAUGAACAUGACAAGGACGCACAAGAACCUUCAUCGUGUGAGUGCGGAGAGGAGUCCAUGCUUAUGGAUGCGACACCGAUUGCCGCUGUCCCCGGAACCACAACAGAACAGCAAGCAGUUAGCGAUGAUGACGAAGAAGAACUGCCUACGUAUUCGCAGGACGAGGGAGACUCUUAG
Messenger RNA from Phytophthora nicotianae INRA-310, 273 nucleotides. RefSeq lists its product as hypothetical. The record is from RefSeq and is a predicted model, not a curated record. NCBI's taxonomy places the organism in Eukaryota, Oomycota, Peronosporomycetes, Peronosporales, Peronosporaceae. The transcript has a single exon. Bases 1 to 273 code for a protein of 90 amino acids.